This is a messenger RNA of Lachnellula hyalina, 1071 nucleotides long. It is a transcript of the gene SWC5, whose product is annotated as SWR1-complex protein. The record is from RefSeq and is a predicted model, not a curated record. The transcript is spliced from 2 exons. Bases 1 to 1071 code for a protein of 356 amino acids. Lineage: Eukaryota; Fungi; Ascomycota; Leotiomycetes; Helotiales; Lachnaceae.
AUGCCGCCAGAACUCAUACCCGACGAAUCGGACUACGCAUCCUCAGAAGACUCUGACUUUGCGCCCGAUGCCGCACCGGUAGAUGACGCAGGUGGAGCGGAGUCUUCAGACGAUGAGCAAGAUGUGGUAGAAGAAGCAGUAAAGAAACCCGCGAAAAGGAAAAGAGGGCAGGCAAAUCAGGAAGAUGCAGAGGAUGCGGGGUUUGAGAACUCGGGCGAUGAGGCGAUUAUUGAACGGGGCUUGAAGAGGCAGAGGAAGAAGGGAAAGGGGAAGAAAAGUGAUGAGGUGGAGGUGGAAGCGGAUGAUGAGGGGGGUGAAGGGGGUUUGGUUAAGACGAGAAGUAUGAGGGCUGCAGAGAAAGUAGAGAAGAAAACAGUACUAGUCGAUACCUCGAAAGCCACUGUGGAUGUCGAUGCGCUGUGGGAAGAUAUGAUGUCUGGUAAAGCUUAUACGCCUAUACCAGCACCCACCGAACCCAUCACCAACGACACCAAUGAACCAAAUAUACGGGAAGUAGCAGAAAAAGAAGAUGCGGAAGAAGAGCCGACGACUACGCUGAAUGAUGGGCCCGAUACAAUGAUAAUGAUAAAACGAACCUACACCUUCGCCGGAAAGGCCCACACGGAAGAAAAGCUCGUCCCGCGCUCCUCAGCAGAAGCAAAACUAUUUCUUUCUUCAAACCCCGACCCCUCAUCCACAUCAACAGACCCCGCCUCAACCACGCAACCCAGUCCCUUCACGAAACCCAAACGCCCAACCAAAAAAGCCCGCAAAUCGAUCUUCGAACCCAUCAUAGACCUGCCCCUCCGAACCGACCUCCAUUUCGGCGCUCAAGCUCAAGCUAGAGGGGCAAUCGGCGUAGGAGGGGUGAAAGACGGAGGUAAGAAACUUAAUACGGUGGAGAAGAGCGCGAUGGAUUGGGCGGGCUUUGUGGAUAAAGAGGGGAUUGCGGAUGAGCUUGAUGCAGCGGGUAAGGCGAAGGGGGCGUUCAAGGCGAGGCAGGAGUUUUUGGCUCGGGUGGAGAGGAAGAAGGAGGAAGAGGAGAGGAGGGCCAGAGGGUUGCCUGUUUAA